Messenger RNA from Laccaria bicolor S238N-H82, 390 nucleotides. RefSeq lists its product as uncharacterized. Bases 1 to 390 code for a protein of 129 amino acids. Lineage: Eukaryota; Fungi; Basidiomycota; Agaricomycetes; Agaricales; Hydnangiaceae. The record is from RefSeq and is a predicted model, not a curated record. The transcript has 5 exons.
AUGAGAAAGUCUCCAAAUGACCUUGCAUUUUUGGGAGAAUUACAACAUGGUGUCUAUGACGAUGAAUGUGAGGGUCUUACAGAGGAAGAGAUCAAUGCAUUUUACGGCUUUGCGGAGGAUGGAGAAUCACUAGAUCUUGAUGGAACAUCUGAUCAGGGAUCGGAGGACUCGGAGGACUCAGAGGACUCGUAUGAGUAUGACAAUGAGGAGCACAAUGAACCAGGAUCUGUGGACAAUAUGCACAAUGAACAAGGGUCUGAAGAUGACAUGGAUUUGGAUUCGGACCAUGACUCCGACACAAAGGUUUCCGAUCAUGACUUCGACACAAAGUUCCCUUGGGAUCUUGUCCAUUCGAUCAAGAAGGGCUGGACUUGUUUGAAAGCGGAUUGA